AUCAAUUUAUUAUUUUUAUUUUCAUUUAAUUUAAAAUAUUUUUGUUAAUUUAAAUAUUUUUUUUGUGGGCUAUCCUAAUGUUGUUUAAUUUUGUCUUAUUUACCAAAUUGUUAAUGAUACUUAUUGUAAGAUCAUUGUUGUUGUUUAGUUCAUUUGUCCGUUAGGAUUUUUUUUAUAUUGUUUUGCAUUCCUUUCUGUUCUCAUUUGUUUACGAACUAAACGCAUUCUUUGUCCCUAUAUUCUACUGCAGUAGUUUCGUUCAGUUUAUUUAUUUGGAAAUAAACUGUUGUAAAAAUACAUAGACAAAAGAAUUUGUAGGCUCAGUAUUAACUGACAUUAAUAUUAAAGUUUAGUUUGUUGGGGAUAAAGACUGCGAAAUAAACGGUUGCUCAAAUAUAUGCAUCAUUAAUUUCACAUUUGUGGUUCAUUUAUUUGGGACUUGUUAAAUUCGCUGUCCUCAACAUAAAGGCUCAGGUCGCAGCCAGCGACAAAUUUUAUUUCGCAUUCCUUGGUGCGGUUGUGUUCCAUGUCUGCCGGAACAACGAAAUUUAUUUGAAAUCUUGAGCGAAGGUGUUCCAAGGUGCCUGAACAAGAUAAGCCUUUUUUUUGAUUUGUGGUUCUAAGCUGCCGGAACAAAUAAAAUAUUUUGGAUUUUUGAUUUGUGGUUCCAAGCUGCCGGAACAAAUUGAAAUAAUUGUGAAGUGGUUCUAUAUUUGCUGGAACAAAGUGUUUAAAAUAAUUGUGUGCAUUUUUGUGCUUCCUUAUAUGACGGAACGAGUAAAACUUUUAUUAAGCUGAAUUUGUGUGAAGUUAUUUGCUGUCCUGCCGGAACAAAUUUAUUUUUUGUGAAAUAUUUGGAGUGUGUUGCUGUUUAUUAUUUGUGAUUUGUGUGCCCUUUGAAAACGUUUGAGAUUCGUAAUGCAACGGUCGCCAGCUAGAAAAAGCACUCGUUUGCAGACGGCAACGAGCCAAAAUGUGAAAAGUUCCACGCCUGCCGGAACUGAAAGUUUAGCAAAUGUGUCUCAAAUGCCGUCGGUACAAAAUGUCAAUUCUGUCGCCCCCGGAACAACAACAGCAACUAGUGCCUCCAUAAGUGCCCCUAGAGAACCGACACCUGCCAUAUCAACGCAUAACAUUUUUAGUUCAUCAAUUGAAGAGCCCUUAAGUCUGCCGCCGUUGGUGCCCGGUCCUAAUGCGAGAACCCAGCCACCACAAGCUAUAUCGUCUGAUAAUGAGAACCUGCAACGACAAAUUGAUAUCCUGCAAGCCCAGUUGGCAAACGCUCAACGUGCUUUAAGAGCAAAUCAAAAUUUAAAUAUGCCAAGUGUUAUUGGACAAAAUGCGCCAGUAAUUCAAAGUAUGAGCAGUGGCCCUGAAGACAUGGUUGAUCGUCGGAAUCCAACGCCAUAUUCCUAUGGUAGUCAGUCAGACCAGUUGAUGACAUCUCAGCCUCUUUUUGUUUCCCCUGCUACAGUGUCCAUGCCAGUACAACGCAAACUUUAUGAUCUGCCUGAAUUUUGUGGUACUGCCGAGGACUGGCCAAUGUUUUUGUCUGCCCUUGAACAUUCGACAGCCGCAUAUUCGUACAAUAAUUUUGAAAAUUGUUUGAGAUUGCAGAAGGCUUUGAAAGGUGAAGCCAGAGAGUGUGUGAAGUCGUUGCUCAUCCACCCAAAUAAUGUGCCAACAGUUAUAGAGCAAUUAAAGCUACAAUAUGGUCGCCCAGAGUUGCUUAUUCGAUGCCAGUUGCAACAGAUGAAGGAAGUUCAGCCCAUAGCAGAAAACGCGAUCGAUAAAUUGGUGCCAUAUUCCAUUAAGGUCAGAAAUUUAGCAGCAUUUUUGGAAUCUGCCAAUGGUCAUCAACAUUUGUCGAAUCCAACUCUGAUGGAGGAGUUAGUCCAGAAGCUUCCAAUGAGUAAACGUUUGGAUUGGGUCCAGUUUGCUUCAACUUUACCUCAGUUGCCGACUAUUUCGGAUUUUAGUACCUGGCUCCAGCGUGUUGCAAAUUUGGUAAGAAGUGUGCAAAUAAGUAGUUCAAGUAGCGGUAGAUCUAGCAGUGAUCCAAAAAGAAAAGUGGUUUUAUAUGCUUCUGAUGGCCCAGAACGGCAAAUUGAGUGUGCCUAA
Molecule: messenger RNA, 2121 nt
Organism: Lucilia sericata (common green bottle fly)
Lineage: Eukaryota; Metazoa; Arthropoda; Insecta; Diptera; Calliphoridae
Exons: 3
Coding region: 919-2121 (400 amino acids)
Source: RefSeq, a predicted model, not a curated record